AUCAUCGCUUUGUUCUUUAAAAUAAAUAUAAAUAAAACCCUAAUAAUAAAUCUCUCUCCUUUUCUUUUACAGAUCAACAAUUUUCUCUUUGUCAAUCUGUUAGUCUUCUUUCUCCUUCUCUUUCUCUCUGUCAGCUUGGGCUUUUGAAGGUAAAUCUUUGGAUUUCUUUUUCCGGGUAAAAUUCGACAACUUAGAGAAGGUUAUUAUUGUUUAAAAGUUGGAGGUCUUGGUCUCAUGAGAAUUGUUAGGGGAAUGCAGAAAUCUUUUCGCCGCGACAACAAGGAGCUGAACGCACUGGGCUGGAAGAAUUCCUUCAGCCACGGAAUUGGCAUUACUGCGCCUAAGGCAAGAACGCGUGACAAACCUAUGAGUCUUUAAGUCUGGGAAGAAGAAUUGGUUCUCGGCGUUAUAUACUUGUGGACAAUAAAUAUUGAAGCAAGAUGACUCGGAUUCUAGUUCAGCGAGGCAGUGGUUCUUCUUCAAACCAGAGCCGAGCAGGGUCUUCUUCUUCGGUUGCUCGGCCAGAUACACAGGGUACUAGCAUCCCCCAGUCUGCGUCAACUGUGAGAGAUGAAGAAAUUGGCGAGGAGGUGCAAGAGCAGGUAGUGGUUGAUGAAGUAUUGGAGAACAGUGGUAAUAAUGAUAAUAAAGUGGUAAAAAGUGAUGAACUUUUGACAGUCAGUAUAAAUGAUGACCGAAUUGAGAGUUUGAAUGACGACAUUGUUGAUAACGAGAAAGUAGGUAAUGAUGAAGGGGUGGGCUCAGGGGAUUUGGUUAAAGGAUUGAGUGGAUUGAUUUUGGAGAGAUCUCUGGUGGAGAGUGAAGGUUCAAGUGCUGGUUAUCCUGAGGUUGGUUGUGGAAGCCCACAACCACCACCUCCUCCUGUGCCACCUCCCAAACCUGCCCUAACAAACUCGAAUUCAAGAAGAUUUAUGUCAGGAGCUUCAAAUUCUGUGCGAAUUGGAUCAUCUAGGAGAGCAGUUGCUUGGCCUGUUGUUUCAACAAGGUCUUCACCAACUGGAUCACGGCCAUCCUCUCCUAGGUCUCAUGGUGAAAAUGAGGGGUACAAUAGUGGUGAUGAGCAGAAUCCUUGCUUUGUUUCCACCUAUGAUGAUUUUGAAAGAGAACGGCAGUUUGAGAUUGACAUCAGAAGGUCCAAAGGAUUAGAAGUCAAAAAAAUGUUGGAGGAUGGGAAUUGUCUCUUUCGUGCUGUGGCUGAUCAGGUUUACGGGGAUUCUGAAAUGUAUGAUUUGGCCCGACAAAUGUGCAUAGACUAUAUGGUUUAUGGAAACAAUGUAGAGAUUCAAGCUUUAUCAGAAAUGUACAAUCGACCAAUCCACAUUUACUCUUAUAGCACAGAACCUAUCAACAUAUUUCAUGGGAGCUACAAUACUGACACACCGCCCAUACGUCUAAGUUAUCAUCAUGGUAAUCAUUACAACUCUCUUGUCAACCCUCGUCGUUCAACAAUUGGUGCUGGACUUGGUUUCAGCUGUCUUCAAGGGGCAAGUGUGGACAGAGAUCAGAUCAAAGCUGCUAUUAAAGCUCAACAAGACCAGCAGAUUAAUAAUGCACUUCUUGCUGAGGGGCGGUUUUACUCUGAUCUUGAACUUACUGAGAAGGAGAUCGAGCGCAUGGUGAUGGAAGCUUCUAGAGCUGAGUAUCUUGCUGACAACAAGUUCAAACCACAACUUGGUCGUAAAGAAUCUUCUACUGCUGGUGCAGAACCAUCAUCUUCUAGUGCUAGAUCAUCAGCUAGUGAGACGUCUAAGGUGGAUGGUGUAAGAGAACAUGGCUCACAGGAUACUGUUCUUAGCAGUAGUAUGCAGAUGGUGCUGUCAAUGGGAUUCAGUUACCUGCAAGUGAUCGAGGCCUACAGCAUAUUUGGUGAUGAUGUGGAUUCAAUGGUUUGUUACCUCUUGGAAACUGGCAGCAGCAGCAGACGGAAAGGCAAGGCAACCGAAUAAAAUGUAAAUAAGAUUUGGAAUUUUCCCGUCAAAAUAGACUUUGACCGCUCAAUGCUGGCAUUGUACUUAGAUUAAGAAAAAAAAAAACUGGUCCAGUUGAAACACGAACUUCCAGAACUCUAGAAUCUGUUUUUGAAGUUUGAUCAAUGAUAAAAUGGAUAUAGUGGUUAACCCA
Molecule: messenger RNA, 2142 nt
Organism: Populus trichocarpa (black cottonwood)
Lineage: Eukaryota; Viridiplantae; Streptophyta; Magnoliopsida; Malpighiales; Salicaceae
Product: OVARIAN TUMOR DOMAIN-containing deubiquitinating enzyme 6
Exons: 8
Coding region: 441-1967 (508 amino acids)
Biological process (GO): protein deubiquitination
Molecular function (GO): K63-linked deubiquitinase activity; cysteine-type deubiquitinase activity
Source: RefSeq, a predicted model, not a curated record